Lizanozyma spartinae is the source of this 951-nucleotide messenger RNA. RefSeq names its product Mn(2+) transporter. Lineage: Eukaryota; Fungi; Ascomycota; Pichiomycetes; Serinales; Debaryomycetaceae. The record is from RefSeq and is a predicted model, not a curated record. Gene Ontology annotation, cellular component: membrane. The coding region runs from base 1 to 951 and encodes 316 amino acids. Gene Ontology annotation, molecular function: metal ion transmembrane transporter activity. The transcript has a single exon. Gene Ontology annotation, biological process: zinc ion transport; transmembrane transport.
AUGGGUGCUCUAGAAUUGAUUAUACUAACAGCUGUAAUGGCCGGUGUCACCUAUGGUGCCGGUGUGAUACCGUUGAAUUGGAAGGUGAUGGAGCUGAAGUUGAACUACCUAUCCACAUUCUCUAUGGGUAUGCUUAUGGGGACCUCAGUGCUAUUGGUUAUACCGGAAGGUGUGAAAUCAUUAUAUGACGCCAUAGCAGAUGAUAGCAGAGAUGUCGCAGGAUCCAUCAUUGGGUUCUCCUUGUUUCUGGGGUUCGUGUUGUUAUACAUCUUGGAUAACUUUGUUACCUUUGCCAAUGCCUUAGGAGCAAGUCAAUUAAGUGAAAGUUGGAAACCAGUUAUUGACGUGGACAUUGGCUCGGAAGUCAACUCUCAACAACAGCAACAAUAUCAACAACAACCAAAGAAUAAACUACUUACCAUUGCAAAGCUGGUGUUUCAAGAGUCUUUAACCGUGGGUCUUUUGGUCCAUGCUGGUGUGGAUGGAAUAUCUUUAGGGUCAACCUUUGCAUCUACAACUUCAUCGUUUAAAAUGGUCUUCUUUGUUGCAUUGAUCAUCCAUAAGAUCCCGGCUUCCUUUAGCUUGACCACUAUUCUUGCCAGACUGGGAAUGCCCCAUAACAUCAUCAAAAUCCAUCUAUUACUCUUUGCUUUGUCAACCCCAUUCAGUGGCAUACUCAGUUAUCUCAUCAUUCAAAUCUUCAGAUUAACAAGUGGCCCAUAUAUUGGAGUGCUUCUUCUUUUCAGUGGAGGUACCUUCUUAUACGUGGUGAUUCAUGUGAUAAUAGAGGUUUCUGCUCCAAAAGAAGUUGCUCCUCCUUCUUCUAGUCAUAGUGAAGAAACCUUACAGCAAUACCAUACUCAUAAAACAAGCCUUUCUGGUCCAGAAUUCAUAUGCUCUUUGAUAGGAAUGUUGGUACCCAUUCUUUUAAGUUUCAUAAAAGAUGAAUAA